CGUUAUCCAUACGCGAUACGUUCUUGAACAGAAUUUAAAAGGUUUUUCUUAAUACGGCAGUGCUAAUCGUUAGGAUGGUCGCCAUUUUGUCCGGAGGUGGCCCGGUUGAGUGAACGGGGCGAAAAUAGUUGCUCCCUGAACACCGAGGAUCGUUGAAAUCCCAUAGGUACCGAUCGAGUGGAAUCGUUUCAUCUAUUUCUCGUAAACGAGCAGAAAUUGGAAGUACGGUGAAGAAGUGGCCGCGUACGAAUAACCGAGAUUUCCUUCCGUUGUCGUUCGACGUUAGUUCUUUGUAAGCACGCCGUAGACGUAUUUCGCGUAAUUCUGAGCUAAUUCGACGGUGAUUUUUCGCGAUAUUAUUUACCGGAUGAUGCUGUCUCGUCAACAGAAAGCGAGCCGGCUCAACCGCUUCCUGGCUGUAAUUUUUGACGGUUGACAGCUCUCGAUAAUGUAGGUAUAGUUUAUUCAAAGAAGGCCUUUAGGGUGUAAUUAUAUUUAAUGUCAGUGAAUGUGUUGGAUGAUUGUUAUUGGUGGUGCGAUUAUUGGACCAAGAGGUAUUGAGACAAUUGGAAUAUAGCAAACAGCACAUAAAAUGACGAUUGCCACAAGAGGCCAAGGAGUAGGCAUGGACCCUCCUGACAGCCAGCAAAGUACACAGAUGCAUAGUCCACCGGGUCCGCAACAAUUAGCUGAUACAAUGUCAGGACUUCAACUCACAGAGAAUGUGGUACAAACAGAAUCCACCAAUGAUACCUUAACCUUGGUAGAGGAUAGUAAUCAACUUCAGGGAGAGCCUGACUUUCCCAUUGCAAAACUCAAUAUUCUUCAUGAAAAAAUAUCUAGUCCACGUUGGGUUGUACCAGUUCUACCAGAACAGGAAUUAGAGUGUCUGUUACAAGCCAGUAUCGAUCUUUGUAAAAAAGGAAUUGAUGUACAAAGCGAGGCAUGUCAACGCUUUUUUCGAGAGGGACUCACAAUUUCUUUUACCAAAAUAUUGACUGAUGAUGCAGUAAGUAGUUGGAAAUUAAAUAUUCAAAGUUGUAUCAACGCAAACUGCGAACGGUUGGUGGAACUAUGUGUCCUGAAAUUAGAUGAGGACUGGUUUCCUCUUCUUGAUUUGCUGGCAAUGGUUUUUAAUCCCCUUAAUAAAUUUCACACAUUUAAUGCAGCCAGGGUAUCUGAAACUGUUCCACUCGGCAGUGAUAUUCCUGAUGAAGAACUUUAUGCCCGACCACCUGCUGAUUCAAGAAGUACUCGUGGUUGGUUGGUGGAUCUUAUAAAUAGGUUUGGAAGUCUUAAUGGAUUUGAUAUAUUGCUCUCUAGAUUUCAGAGCGGCCGAAAUUUAUCAAUACUAGUUAUUUAUGCUUUAAUCAAACCCUUUGGUUUGUGUUACGAACUACUUACUGUUCACACAAUAGUUAAAUAUCUAAUGCCUAUCGUGGAAAUGGUGCCUGUAAUUUUGAAUAAUUUGACUGAUGAGGAAUUAAAAAAAGAAGCAAAGAAUGAAGCGAAAAACGAUGCAAUAUCAGCCAUAAUUAAAGCCGCAAAGUGUUUAGUGUCGCGGGUGCCACAUCAGGACGAAAUGAUUAAAAACUUGGAAAUUCUGAGACUGAAGAUGAUACUGAGACUCUUACAAAUUUCUUCGUUUAAUGGAAAGAUGAAUGCUUUGAAUGAAGUGAACAAAGUGAUUACCACCGUUAGCUUCUAUCAGCAUAGAAAUGCGAUUGUUGAAGAGGACGAAUGGCUUACAGCCGAACGUAUGGCUAAAUGGAUUAAAGAAAAUGGAGUGUUAGAAAUCGUGUUAAGAGACUCGUUACAUCAGCUUCAGUACGUUGAAAAGUUAGAAAAGAUUUUACGCUUUAUUAUAAAAGAACGAGCCUUGACCUUGGAGGAUUUGGAUGCUGUUUGGGCGGCACAAGCUGGAAAACACGAAGCAAUCGAGAAGAAUGUUCACGACCUGUUAGCUAAAUUAGCUUGGGAUUUCACUCCUGAACAACUUGAUCACCUCUUCGAAUGUUUUCAGAGGAGUUGGAAGACUGCUAACAAGAAGCAAAGAGAAAAGUUAUUAGAAUUAAUCAGAAGAUUAGCAGAAGAUGAUAAGGAUGGUGUGAUGGCGCAUAAGGUUUUGACACUUUUUUGGAAUUUGGCUCACUCGGACGAGGUGCCUACAGAAAUCAUGGAUCAAGCUCUGAAUGCGCACGUAAAAAUUCUCGAUUACUCGUGUUCUCAAGAAAGGGAUGCACAGAAAACAAUUUGGCUGGACAAAUGUCUGGAAGAGUUAAAAACCGGUGAUAAGUGGGUGUUACCGGCUUUGAAACAAUUUCGAGAAAUAUGUUGCCUAUAUGAACCAAAUCCUAACAUAGGCCAUGGUCAACGGGGUCAUCAUUUACAUUAUAGGCAAGAUGUGAUACAACGACUCCAAGCAGAACAUUCGAUAGUAAUUCUUGUGACAAUUAGUUUAACUAAUUGUAUGAGUAAGACGCGGCAAUUAGUCAAAGAGAAUCCGGACAUUGAUCCCAACACUUACAUGCCCGAUGGCCGAUACAAUCACAUUAUGCAAGUGCAAGAAAGGCUUAAUUUCCUACGUUUCUUAUUAAAAGAUGGUCAAUUAUGGUUAUGUGAGGAUCAAGCAGUGCAAAUUUGGCAAUGUUUAGCAGAACAAGGCGUGUUCGUGUCAGACCGGGAAGCUUGCUUUAAGUGGUUCUCAAAAUUAAUGGGCGACGAACCAGAUCUUGAUCCAGCAAUAAACAAAGAUUUCUUCCAAAACAAUAUACUGCAACUAGACCCAACAUUGCUUACAGAAAGUGGCAUUAAGUGUUACGAGCGAUUUUUCAAAGCCGUUAAUUGGAAAGAGGGGAAAUUCAAAUUGAAGAGAAGAACAUUUUUUAUGAAUGACGUUGACCUAAUUGGUUCUGAUUAUUUGUGGCGGGUAGUAACCAAUAGCCCCGAAGAAAUUGCUAAUCGAGCCAUAGAACUUUUAAAGGAAGUAAACACUAAUUUAGGACCACGACUUCAUUCUUCGAUCCUGGCUUUUCAUGUAACGUGCAUAGGAGAGUGCAUGGACAGAUUGAAAGCACACUACGAUACUGUGUCUGUUUUGAGUAAAGUAUACCUUGAGGGGAAAGAGGAACGCGAAGAACAGGUGUCAAACAAAAUUAAAAUGGAAGCCAUGAAAAUGUGUCGUGUGAUGAAAGUGUUGCAAGAAUACAUAAAUGAAUGCGAUUCAGCCUUUCCUGUGGAACGAAGAAUAUUACCGUUACAUAGAGCAACUCGUGGGAAACACCUGUCUCUGAUUAUUCGUUUUGCAAAUCCUGGUCUUAACGUAGACGAUGUAGAUAUAUUCACGCAUAGUAAUGAUACAUUGGGAUCAUUGAGGCGUCAAAUACUGCGCAGAAUUAAAGCGAAUGGGACAAAUGUGAAACUCGACUUAUUUCUCAAUGGAGAGUCAUUAGAACCAACGGACGACAAGAAACUUCUCUCUCAAACUCCAUUAAGAGAUAAAAUGUUAUUAUCUGCAAAACUGAGUCAAGUAAACAGCAACAUACCGAGCUCACCAGAGAGUAGUUCGGAUAGUUCUACUAGUUCUCCCCACCAUCCAUAUGAUGGGCCAAAUGUAGAGGCAGAGCAUAGUUUACCGGGCGUGGUCAUAUCGCAAAGAUCGCAGUACGCUACGUUUUUCUUUCAAUUGGCAGAUCUGGGAUGCACACUUCAGCACUCACAGUUACGUGACGGUGCACGGAACCUUUUACAAUUGGUGCCACCAGAUACCCUUACCGUGUCACGAUUACAGUGGUUAUUUAGUCUCGUUAAAGACGAUGAUAAUAUAGAUAAUGCUCUUUGUAAUGAACAAAACACUACAGUAGAUUCUUUAUUUUUUACUUCAAGUCCUAGCCAAGUUUUAUACAAUUUAGAGGUUUUAUAUAGUCUGUUAAUGCCGGCUCUGGAUCCAUUGUCUGAGAAAGCAUUUGAGUUUCAAUGCAAUUUCAUCAAGAGCGGUGAAGCUGAAGUAAUUCUGGAGAUGUUAAGUAAAAAUAAAUUCUUACCGAAUGCCGACGAAACCACGAAACGGGCAGCGUAUUUGACGGUGUUAAAAUUGUGUAAACUGUUGCUGACGAUAGUGGGUAACGUUAUGGUCUGUGUGCUGGACGAGGUGCAAGGGAUUUCAGAGAAUCAAGAGAAUCACGCUCACAACAAUCGAUCACCGUUACCGGUUUUGAAGCAAGCGUUGCAAAGCGUACCUAAUCAGAACACGGAGUACAUGUUGAGAAGCGUAGCGGCUAAAUUGGCAAAAUAUUUAGCGCGUUGGAUAUCGAGCGGAAGACCCAAAUCUGACAAAUGUUGGCAGCUUUUUAUGCGAGCUCUAUCUUGGGAGUUACCGUUGAUUGAUGUACCGACUAUUUGUGCCAUAAUUAGGCUAGCAUGGGCGGCCUCCACAGGCAGUCUGAACAACAUAAACGCGUCCGUUGAAAUGCUUCACUCACUACACGAAUCAAAGGAGAAGGAGACAGUGAAUAAUCCUGACAACAAUGAUGUGUUAGUUUGUAAAGAGGCUUUGGAAGUUCUGACGAUCGCGUUGGUAUUGAAUUUGAGCGCUUUAGAAUCAUUACCAAGGGAUAAAAUGUGGCACACAUUUUUAAUAGAUCUUGUGCUCCUAAGCCCUUCACCGGUGAUCAGAAUGGCUGCUGCUGAACAGUUUUUUCUUAUAUCGACUUGGUACAGUAGCGGUCAUCAGUCACUAUUAUUCGCCAUCUCGCUGCUCUUUAGUGUUCUAAAUACUACCGUCGUGGAACAUGCAAAACAGAGCCACGAGUACUUUCAGUUGUUAUGUAGAUUGUUAAACUUCGCUCACAUGUCUGGAUGUCCUCUCACGACAGUUGAGUCGCUGUUGAACAUUGAGAUAGCGUGGUUGAAGAAGGUACGGGACAAUGUUAAGGAGACCGGCGAGAGUCAAGUGGACGAAGCCGUUCUCGAAGGUCAUCUCGGUCUCACGAAAGAACUAUUGGCAUUUCUACCAGCCAGCAAAAAAUUCGAGCUCGGUUCCGAUGAGACACAUGGCACGAACCUAGUGAAAGAACUGGUCGAGGAUUUUGUAUUUCCCGCGUCGCGUCUAAUGCUGCAGCUUCGCAGCACCGGCGAGUUAAGUGCCUCGCAAGCGUGCCCAGUUUGUACAACCCCUCAGUCGACUAGCGCGGCAUUCGAUUUACUUGUAGGUCUUUGUAUAGGCUGUGUACCCAACAUGAAACUUCUAGUCACAAUGCUCACUGACAUGUUCUACUCAGAGAGAGACGAACCGCUAGUAGAAUGGGAUUAUUUGCCGCCGGUUGGGCUCAGACCGCUGAAAGGCUUUGUAGGUUUAAAAAACGCGGGCGCGACUUGCUACAUGAACUCGGUAUUACAACAAUUGUACAUGGUUGAGAGCAUAAGGGUCGGAUUGCUGGCCGCGGAAGGUGCAGCGACAGACCUGAACGAAGACUUUUCCGGUGAAGAACGAAUCAAAGGAGAUCAAACCAUUGAAGCGAACGAUAACGACACGAACGAAGAGAAAUGCGGGGCGGAUGAAUCACGGAAGGAAUAUAAUAUUGGGAUCUUAAAACAAGUCCAGGCCAUCUUCGGACAUUUGGCUUAUAGCAAACUGCAAUAUUAUAUACCUAGAGGUCUUUGGAAGCACUUCAAACUUCAAGGUGAACCUGUAAAUCUUAGGGAACAACAAGAUGCAGUAGAGUUUUUUAUGAGUUUAGUGGAAAGCUUAGAUGAAGCGUUAAAAGCUUUAGGACAUGAACAGAUAAUGAGCAGGAUUCUGGGUGGUUCAUAUAGUGACCAGAAAAUCUGCAAAGGUUGCCCUCAUAGAUAUUCCAAGGAAGAGCCGUUCAGUUUGAUAAGCGUGGAUAUUAGGAAUCACAGUAAUUUAUUAGACUCCCUCGAACAAUACGUAAAAGGAGAAUUAUUGGAAGGCGCAGACGCUUAUCAUUGUGACAAGUGUAAUAAGAAGGUUGUCACCGUGAAACGAUUGUGUGUCAAGAAGUUGCCGCCGGUACUAGCGAUUCAAUUAAAAAGAUUCGACUAUGACUUCGAAAGAGAUUGCGCCAUCAAGUUCAAUGAUUAUUUUGAAUUUCCAAGAGAUUUGGAUAUGGAACCUUACACUGUUUCUGGACUGGCUAAAGUGGAGGGAGAAGUUAUAGACUGUGAUUAUGAGGAAUCGAUGAAAGGAACUUGCACUAAAUACCAACUAACUGGCAUCGUAGUGCAUAGUGGUCAGGCUAGUGGCGGCCACUACUAUUCUUAUAUUUUGCACAGGCAAAGUGACGGCAUCGCAAAGUGGUAUAAAUUCGACGACGGCGACGUUACAGAAUGUAGAAUGGAGGAAGAAGAAGAAAUGAAAUCUCAAUGUUUCGGCGGUGAUUACUUGGGAGAAGUGUUUGAUCAGAUGCUCAAACGAAUGAGCUAUCGAAAACAGAAGCGGUGGUGGAACGCCUAUAUGUUAUUUUAUACCAGGCUAGAUGUAGAGGAAAAUUCUUUAAUGAAAAGCGUUAAUGAACUAUCGUUGUAUACGAAAUUAGGAGUCAUGAAAAUGCCACCAGCCAUUGAAUAUAGCGUCAGGAAGCAAAAUAUAAAGUUUAUGCAUAACCGAAACCAGUUCAGUGCAGAAUAUUUUCAAUUUAUCAAGAGACUUGUAUCCUGUAAUCCUCAUAAUAUAAAUCGACAAAAUAUGAAUGAAAAACUUAGUCCAGAGCAAGAAGAACUUGGAAUGUUAUCUGUUCAGUUAGCAUCAAGAUUCCUGUUCUACACAGGUUUCCAUACAAAAAAGACAUUACGAGGUAACGCUAUGGAUUGGUAUGAUAUCGUUUGCCACCAUUUGCGCAACAGUAAAGCCGUGCGGUCCUGGUUUGCUCAUAAUGUGCUGUUUAAUCAUCCACAUAGAUUUUGCGAGUACCUUUUGAGCUGUCCUAGUUCAGAAGUUAGAACAGCUUUUCUCAAAAUUUUGGUAUUUCUUGCACAUGUUUCACUUCAGGAUGGCCCAUGCGUGCCACCUAGUUUAAACGCACCAACCAUACUUUUGGACCCAACAGCAACGCUUAGUGAUCAUUUAUUGCAUGCAGUUCUUUCUUUACUUCAUCGCGAAAUUUCAGAUCAUGGGCGUCAUUUGCCACAUUACUUUUCCCUGUUCUACACAUAUGCGUCGCUCGGUCUUGCUGAAAAGGCCCAAUUGCUUAAGUUAAAUGUCCCAGUUACGUUUAUGUUACUUGCGAUCGACGAGGGGCCUGGCCCAUUAAUUAAGUAUCAAUUCCCUGAACUAACUAAAUUGCACCAAGUAGUUAGUAUGCUAAUACGUUGCUGCGAUGUAUCAUCGAAGACUCAGUCAAGUCAUGGAGGAGCGCCUUUACCAAACCCAUAUGGAGACCCAGCGUGUCAAAAUGAAUAUGUGAUGCCUAUUCAACCACAGGCAGCCGAUAUUCUUUUUGUCAAAAAUAGCUAUACGAAGAAACUACUCGAAGACGCCGAUGUUAACGUCACUGAUGUUACCUUUACCGACACUGUAAAAUUGCUUCAAUACUGCUGUUGGGAAAGUCCAAAUUUGUCACGAACAGUACUCAGCGAAUUAUUGUGGCAAAUUGGAUUCUCAUUCACGCACGAUCUGAAGCAUCACACGGAUCUGUUGCUAGCCAUGCUUCUUAUGGAGGACUCAUGGCAGACACACCGUGUUCAUAAUGCGCUUAAAGGUGUACCGGAGGAGAGAGAUGGUUUAUUCGAAAUAAUACAAAGAAGCAAACACCAUUACCAAAAGAGAGCCUAUCAGUGCAUCAAAUGUAUGGUGCACCUAUUCAGUAAGUGUAGACCUGCACAUCAACUUCUACACCAUAGUCCUGAAUUGAGGAGGAAGUGGAUAAACGCUAUCGACUGGCUUCACGAAGAACUCGAAAAGAGACCGUAUGCUUCUACAGCCACUUACCCUCACACGUACAGCAACUGGUCUCCGCCAGCACAAUCCAAUGAUUCGACAAACGGCUAUGUCUUAGAGCGUAGCAACAGCGCAAGGAAAACUUUGGAGAAAGCUUGCGAACUGUGCCCUGAGGUAGAACAAGAGAUGGAGGACCCGAGCGAGGACUGCGCGGAGGAAGCAGACAAAUAUCAGCCACAGAAUAGGAGGGAUGCAAUGCGGAUGGAACGCAAUUUAGAAUUUGUGUUUUUUUAUUCCGACGCGAAAGCACUACAGCGUUUCCUGCAAGAACCAGAACCGCAACCUGGACCAUCUCCAGUUCACACUCCUCUUUUAGCCCAUCAGUUGCAUAGUCCACAGAACUGUGAGUCAUCACAAAAUACCAGCCGGGAUGCAUAAUGAAUCCUAAUUACCAUCGGCGUUCUACCAAGUUGCUGUCACGGUGAAACAAAUCCAAGCUACGUAGAUGUAACUGCGCCGGCAGCUUGGUGCCGAACGAUAGAGUCACCUGUACAGAUCUAACAAUCGCAAAAGAAUCUGUUCUUUAUUUUGCAACUGGUAUUCUCACGAACUUUGCAUUUGCAAUUCUCUUAUCGAGUCUUAACUGUGGGCAGUUCACGAUUUCGUAUAAACGGAUAAAUGAUACAAUGGUAAAUAACAGCCAUAUUUGCACGAUCGAGAAAAAAAAAACGGAAAACACACCUUUAGACACACUGCAAGACACCCAUACAUACACAUACACACACAUAAACACACGAUUAUAGAGAAACCAGAGUGUAGGCGAAUUACGAUUAAGGAUCAGAAUUUCUACGUAUUGGUUGAGGCAACCAAUUUCUCGUCAAUGAUUUUUUUCUUAUGCCUAGAGCAAUUUACCUCAUUCUUUAUUCCGCGUAUCUAUGAAUCGGUUACGGCUUUCGAGUUCAAGACAAUGGAUGUCGCGCUAGGAAGAAAUUGCCCGAAAUGGGUUGAUUGAAAAUAAGGAGAGAGAAAAAAAAAUAUAAAAAGACAGAAAAAUAAUUGCGAUAUUUAGAAGACCGACCUUGCCUCGAUUAAUGCAUACGAAUUCGCGUGUAGGAAUACGAUAAGAUUGUAUAAAUGUAUAGUGAAUAGUGUUAUGGAAUCCCGUCUCUGCCGAAUAGCAUAAAGAAAAAAAAGGAACAAAGGUAUAAAAAAGAACAUGAGUUUCCGUAUGCCUAUGUAAAUUUGUUACUAAUAAAAGAAAAAGUUGAAGUGGAACUUUCUAAGGUCCGAAGGAUGAUAAGGCUUUAAGAGAGCUAGAGCAAGA
Molecule: messenger RNA, 9221 nt
Organism: Megalopta genalis
Lineage: Eukaryota; Metazoa; Arthropoda; Insecta; Hymenoptera; Halictidae
Gene: faf
Product: ubiquitin carboxyl-terminal hydrolase-like faf
Biological process (GO): protein deubiquitination; cell migration
Cellular component (GO): nucleus; cytosol
Molecular function (GO): cysteine-type deubiquitinase activity
Source: RefSeq, a predicted model, not a curated record